Messenger RNA from Drosophila simulans, 4548 nucleotides. RefSeq names its product protein pygopus (gene pygo). The transcript has 3 exons. Bases 1027 to 3474 code for a protein of 815 amino acids. NCBI's taxonomy places the organism in Eukaryota, Metazoa, Arthropoda, Insecta, Diptera, Drosophilidae. The record is from RefSeq and is a predicted model, not a curated record.
GCCACACUGAGCCGCCGACGGAAUUCCGGCAUUUCUCUUGACGUGCGCAAACGGUCACACUGGCGGACUUGCAAUGAAAAUUAUUUAUAUUUCGCUUCUUCGCACGCAAAAAUUGGUCAAAAUAAACAAAGGUUAAUGUGCUGCUGCUAUAUAACGGUUCAGUGGUCAGUCCGCCGGACCGCCGAAUCCGCAUAACGGUAAUCCGUGCGUGUGCCGCUCAUAUAAACGGCGCUAAUUAAAAGUGGAUGCUGCAGUGGCCAUCAAAUCAACAAAAAGCCAACAGAAAACGCAGGCUUCACAAAUCGCGUAAACCCCAACAUAAUUUCCCUUGGGAAAUAACCGCCGGUUGUUUUGUUUUCCGAUUGAAGGCAAACGCAAAAAGAUCCCGUAAAUAAACAACAGUUAAGCGCUGCACUGCAAUUAAAACGGAACGGGAAGCGCAGCGGAGGACAUAAAAUCGCUGGCAAGAAGAAGAGCGCUGCCAGAAAGCGCCCUUUGAAGGGUUAAUGAAGGGGAAUUAGUGGCAAGGCGCAGUGCAGAGUGCUAAAAAGACGAACUCCUGACCAAAGUGAUCAAGGAUCAGAAAGAAACUGAGAAGCGGCAGGUGCUUGGCGCUUUGAAACGAGACAACACGACGCUGGGUUUCCAGGGUAGAGUUGCCAACCCGAAAAAUAAGCGGGGUUGCCGUUCGUUGCGCCGAAAGUGUUUACCUGCGUUUCGGGAGCCAGUUGAUUUAAAAACGCGAUUUUCAUAAGAGUCCUGGCCAGGAGAUGUCUUGGAACUCAAACUGCAGGCGGUCGCAGGCCGGAUAACCGGCAGAAAGCCCAAGCCCACCGAGCAUAACCCACUGUAGUUGGUCACCGAAGGAUCCAGAGGAUUAGUGCCCACCUCCCUAGGGACAUCACAACCACUUCUUUACCAGCGUCGAGAUCCCCUGCGCGGGAUUGGCGACGCCGCUACAACCGAAUUUCUUGCCCACGCCGUUGAAGAAAAGCUGCCACCAUUCGGAAGAAGAACACCUCGAAUAUGACCCACAAUCUUGGUAUGGCGCCAUAUCGAUUGCCGGGUCCAGCGGGCGGACUGUGUCCGCCCGACUUUAAGCCGCCGCCUCCUACGGACAUUAUCUCGGCGCCGAGCAAUCCGAAGAAGCGGCGAAAAACCUCAAGUGCCGCCAACUCCGCUGCAGCGGUGGCUGCGGCGGCGGCUGCAGCAGCUGCUGCGAAUUCCAUGCAGCAGCAGCAGGCGCCACCCACACCGCAGGAUUUGCUGCCCCCUCCUCCAAUGGGAGGCUUCGGAGACACCAUUAUUGCCUCGAAUCCAUUCGACGACAGUCCCCAGGUGUCGGCGAUGUCCAGCUCAGCGGCCGCGGCAAUGGCGGCCAUGAAUCAGAUGGGCAGCGGACCAGGAGGCGGUCACUUUGGCGGCGGUGGACCGGGUGGGCACCCGCACUGGGAAGACCGCAUGGGCAUGGGCGGUGGACCUCCUCCCCCGCCGCACAUGCAUCCCCAUAUGCACCCGCAUCAUCCAGGCGGACCCAUGGGUCAUCCACAUGGCCCACAUCCGCACAUGGGUGGUCCGCCUCCAAUGCGAGGCAUGAGCCCCAUGCACCCCCACCAAAUGGGACCGGGACCAGGCGUCGGACUUCCGCCGCAUAUGAAUCACGGAAGGCCAGGGGGACCUGGUGGCCCUGGAGGACCCGUUCCAAUGGGCAGUCCCAUGGGUGGAAUAGCUGGCAUGGGCGGCAUGAGUCCAAUGGGCGGAAUGGGAGGCCCCAGCAUAUCACCCCAUCAUAUGGGCAUGGGCGGACUGUCGCCCAUGGGAGGCUGUCCCAACGGACCCAAUCCGCGAGCCAUGCAGGGUUCACCGAUGGGCGGUCCGGGCCAGAACUCGCCAAUGAAUUCACUGCCGAUGGGAUCGCCAAUGGGCAAUCCAAUUGGCAGCCCGUUGGGCCCUCCCUCGGGACCGGGCCCUGGAAAUCCCGGCAAUACCGGCGGACCACAGCAGCAACAACAACAACCUCCGCAGCCACCGAUGAACAACGGGCAGAUGGGUCCUCCUCCUCUGCACAGUCCGCUCGGGAACGGACCAACGGGUCACGGCAGUCACAUGCCUGGAGGACCAAUCCCAGGACCAGGUCCUGGGCCUGGCGGCCUAGUAGGACCCGGUGGCAUCUCCCCCGCGCACGGCAAUAACCCGGGUGGUCCUGGGAACAACAUGCUUGGCGGAAAUCCCGGCGGCGGCAACAGCAACAACAACGGAAGCAAUACAAGUAACGCCAGCAACAACAAUCAAAAUCCUCACCUCUCGCCAGCAGCCGGACGCCUGGGAGUGCCGACGUCGAUGCAGUCGAAUGGACCUUCGGUAUCAUCGGUAGCCUCCUCAUCGGUUCCCUCGCCCGCCACGCCCACGCUCACGCCCACAUCGACGGCCACGUCCAUGUCCACGUCAGUGCCUACAUCCUCACCAGCGCCGCCCGCCAUGUCACCGCAUCACUCGCUAAACAGCGCCGGCCCGAGUCCGGGCAUGCCCAACUCCGGACCCAGCCCGCUGCAGUCGCCAGCCGGACCCAAUGGCCCCAAUAACAACAACAGCAAUAACAACAACGGACCCAUGAUGGGCCAGAUGAACCCGAACGCAGUUCCUAUGCAGCACCAGCAGCACAUGGGCGGCGGCCCACCUGGCCACGGGCCCGGACCAAUGCCCGGAAUGGGCAUGAACCAAAUGCUGCCACCGCAGCAACCCUCGCAUCUUGGUCCCCCGCAUCCGAAUAUGAUGAACCACCCGCAUCAUCCGCAUCAUCAUCCUGGCGGACCACCGCCGCACAUGAUGGGAGGACCUGGAAUGCACGGCGGUCCUGGUGGAAUGCCUCCUCAUAUGGGCGGAGGACCUAAUCCGCACAUGAUGGGCGGUCCGCACGGGAACGCGGGUCCGCACAUGGGCCACGGCCACAUGGGUGGAGUACCAGGUCCAGGACCCGGACCCGGUGGCAUGAACGGACCCCCGCAUCCGCACAUGUCCCCGCACCACGGACACCCGCAUCACCACCACAAUCCAAUGGGCGGCCCAGGUCCCAAUAUGUUCGGCGGUGGUGGAGGAGGUCCCAUGGGUCCCGGUGGACCGAUGGGCAACAUGGGGCCCAUGGGAGGUGGGCCGAUGGGCGGCCCUAUGGGCGUUGGUCCCAAGCCGAUGACAAUGGGCGGCGGAAAGAUGUACCCGCCGGGUCAGCCAAUGGUCUUUAAUCCGCAGAACCCGAAUGCGCCGCCCAUAUAUCCUUGUGGCAUGUGCCACAAGGAGGUGAACGACAACGACGAAGCCGUGUUCUGUGAAUCCGGUUGUAACUUUUUCUUUCACAGAACCUGCGUUGGCCUGACAGAGGCGGCCUUCCAAAUGCUCAACAAGGAGGUGUUUGCCGAGUGGUGCUGCGACAAGUGCGUGUCUUCCAAGCAUAUUCCCAUGGUCAAGUUCAAGUGUUGAAGCGGAUCGGAUUUAAAAUCAGCAAAUCGCAUCGAUCAACCACCAGCGAAAGCGAAAGCAAUAGCACCAGCAACAGCACCAGCUAGCACCCACUCACUGUAUAAAAUAUCCAAGCAUUAACUCUAUCUUAAUUGUAAGACUUAAGCUGCUCAAUAGUCAAGACCCCGACCGAUCCAGAGACCCACCAGUCCCCAUCCCGGCAGCUAAGCCCCGUAGCCAGAAUGCGACCCACUAAAGUGCCGGAGCAGUGUUGUGAAUUUGAGCUCCGGGCUUCCUGGCCAACUGCGGCGUGCUCCUGAAACAAAUAAGCAAGGCAAACCUUAACGAAAAGUGUAAACGAAAUAUGUUAAUUGUAAUAUAAUUGUAAUUUGUGUGUGAGCGUCUGCAUGUGGAGCGAUCGAAGAGGACGACGCCGCAACAAGAAGACGGAAAGAAAGCUGAGAAACACUCUAGUUUGUAUUAUAAAAGAAAAUGGAUAAAUCUGAAGAGCAGGCCAGGCGGGAUGAUGAUGCACAUCUCCAAUCGAAUAGCACUCGCCUGGCAAGAAAUCCGCAUGAAACACAACAGACAACCAACCACUCGUAACUAUAUAAACAUAUAUCUAAUGACAUAUUCAACACAUUUGGAGAUGAGUAUUGGAGUUGUAACGAAAUGAAAUUAUCAUUGUGAAAUUGCUGCGAACUGCAUGAGUGUGUUAUUUGUUAUUACGAAUCUAUAUUAUUUUUAUACUUGUGUGCGUUUACAUUUUAAAUAUUUAAUACGGAAGAGCGGUUCGAACGAUUGAAGGAACUCCAUCGUCGAUCAUUUUACACGAAAAUAUUCAGCAUAGUCGGAAUCGGAGAAUGUAUAAUAAGGAAUCGAUUGCGAACAAAAGCACAAGAAAUUAUGAAUUCAUGUGAGAAAGGUUAAUCUGUAAUUUAAGACGGAUGUGGAGGACGCAGCGAACAUAAACGAUUCAAGAGAAAACAAAUUUGUAAAAAUAGGAAAACAAGAAGUACUCUAGGCUACUGCAACUAUAAGUUAUUUAUAAUUAAAUAAAAUACCAUAUAAAAUAAAGUAAGCUCUAGUUAUGAA